Nymphalis io (European peacock) is the source of this 1934-nucleotide messenger RNA. RefSeq names its product inactive pancreatic lipase-related protein 1-like. The transcript has 8 exons. NCBI's taxonomy places the organism in Eukaryota, Metazoa, Arthropoda, Insecta, Lepidoptera, Nymphalidae. Gene Ontology annotation, molecular function: lipase activity. The record is from RefSeq and is a predicted model, not a curated record. The coding region runs from base 71 to 1153 and encodes 360 amino acids.
ACAUAUUGUCAAAUGAUCGUUUUAAGUUAAAGACUGUGAUUCAAAAGAAAAAGAAUAAAUUUCUAGAUAAAUGAAAUUCGAUUGUACUACAAUGGACGUCUUUUGUAACAUUCUUUUUAUUUUUCAACAUAUUUUUUUUAUUGCCAACGCGAAAAAUAUCGAUCAAAUCGGAAUAUUUAAUUUUAUUUCACCUGGAAUUUUACCAGAUAGAACAAAUCGAAUCGAAGAUAUAUAUUUACGUUUUUAUAAUGGAAACUUAUUCGAAGAAUAUGUGGACAUACCGCUUAGCCAAGCAAGUCGACUGCUUGAGGUUAAAGGCUUCGAAAACAGUAAUCCCACCGUCCUUUACAUACAUGGCUUUAUAGAAACCGCACAGCAAGAAAGUGUACAGGUCAUGGUGAAUGCGUACUUAGAAUCGAGACCGGCAACAAAUAUUAUAUUACUAGACUGGUCCAAUAUGGCUCAUGGCUCUUAUUUAGUUAACGCCGCAAGAAAUACUAAAAAGGUCGGUGUUGCUUCCGCAGAACAUAUAAAUACUCUAAUAGAAUCAGGUCUACAAAUUGAUAAAAUGCAGAUUAUUGGACAUUCACUUGGAAGUCACGUAGCUGGUUACUUAGCGAGAGAACUCAAAAAUAAAUAUAACAAAACUAUCAAAAGGGUAACAGCACUUGACCCAGCGUUUCCCGCUUUUUAUCCAGACGGUGUAGUAAUGGAUCAUGUCACAGAUAAGGACGCAGAAUUUGUGGAUGUGAUACAUACUGAUGCUGGAGGCUACGGUGCACCUGUCCGCACUGGCACAGCAGACUUUUGGCCGAACGGUGGAAAGAGUAUCCAGCCAGGAUGCCCACGAUUCGCCCCAAUGCCCUUGUCUGACGAUAGUAAGCAUAAAAUAUAUCUUUGCAGCCAUUGGCGGUCGUGGAAAUUCUACGCUGAGUCUGUGCGGAACCCAGAAGCAUUUCCAGCAUCACCAGCUGAUUCGUAUCAUAAAUUUAGAGAAAAUCCCACACCAGAAGUUGGAAUGGUGUACAUGGGAGCGGAUUGUGAUACGAGUGCUCAAGGAUCGUAUUAUUUAACAACAAAUGGCGAAUCUCCGUUUGGUAAGGGUAUGGACGGUAUUUAUACAAAAAAUAAAAAUAACAAGGGAAAAAAAUGAUAAAAGUAAUAUAUUAUAAAAAAACAAGGUGAUUCUACUUAAAUAAAAAAUGUCUUCAUAUUUCAAAAAGGACCAAAUGCUUAAAAGAAAAUUACUAUAGUAAUGAAAAAUGACAUAAUUUAGGUGUAUCGUUGGUUUGAAAAAUAUUGGUCCUGUUAAACAGGAGUAUAAUAAUAGAUAUUAUUAAAUGUACCUGCACAACUAGAUGAUAAGAACAUUAUACAAUUUCUAUUUAAUAUAUUAAUUGACUCAUGAUAAUACUUUAAAUGAAAUCACAAUACUAAGCUUUAUUGAUUUUUGUGAAUAAAUAUGUCUUCUAAAUAUGUUAAAUAUAUAUAUUUAUUUGAUCUUUGGUGUAUUACUUUAAUUGUAUUAAAAAACAAAAAAAAAUGACAACUAAUAUGUAUACUAUUUAUUCCAAAAAUAGAAAUAAAUAUAAACAAACAAUUUGCAAAGUUCAUAAUGAAUACCAUCGAUUAUUUUAGAUCUCGACCAAUGGUGUCUUGUAAUUCAAAUUUGUUUAUUUAUCUUUACUUCUCCAUUGGAGUCGACUAUAGUUAUAUAUAUUUAUCAUUACACAUAUUGUAUACUUGGUAAAACCCAGACGUAUUAUAUAAUUUUAUCACAAUUCGUACUUUAAAUUUCGGAAGAGAUUGAAUAUACUAUAUUUACUGUGAUUUAAGUUAUGAAAUGUAUUGUUUUAUCAUCAGCAUAAAAACGGCACCUUGUUAUAGAACCGAAAUCGUGAAAAUAUGGACUUGACAAUAUACUUUUAAAUGUA